AUGCCAGCAUCGGCAUGGCCCCGUAUGAGAUGUUGUAUGGUAGGAAGUGUAGAACCCCGGUGUGUUGGGGGUGAAGUGGGUCCACGUGAACUAGCCCACAAAGAAGUUGUCCAAGCCACUAACGAGAAAAUUGAUGUAGUUCGAGCUCACUUGAAGGCGGCUCAGGAUCGACAAAAGUUGUAUGCAGAUAAACGAAGGAGACUAAUCGAAUUUCAAGUUGGUGACAUGGUUUUGUUAAAGGUUUCCCCAUGGAAGGGCGUUAUCCGAUUCAGAAAGAGAGGGAAACUAAGCCCGUGGUUUAUCGGGCCAUUUAAAAUCAUUGAACGGGUCGGCAAGGUGGCGUAUCACCUUAAAUUACCAGAAGAAUUGAGCGGAAUUCAUGGCACGUUUCACGUGUCACAACUCCAUAAAUGUUUAGCUGAGGAAACGGCUUAUAUCCAUUAUGACGACAUUGAAGUGGAUAAUAGUCUUAAUUACGCAGUGAAGCCGAUUGCGAUUCUAGAUCGUAAAGUAAAAAGCUUGAGAAACAAGGUGAUUAAUCAAGUAAAGGUUAAAUGGGAACACAGAAAGGGCUCGGAUACCACAUGGGAGUCCGAAGAAGAGAUGCAACGGCUCUACCCUACACUGUUUGGGAAAGAAAAUCCAUCUUUUUUGUCAACAAGCAUAGGUCUUGAAGAGGACUUAGGGUAUCCGGAGUGGGCGGUAAAGGGGGCGGCAAACUCGAUUUGCCGAGCGGGAACACCGCCGCCGACCCCUUUACCGAUCGGCAAAGUUAAAGGGGCGGGGAUGGCAUACCGAUUCGGGGAAGAAGAUGAUUGA
Messenger RNA from Helianthus annuus (common sunflower), 819 nucleotides. RefSeq lists its product as uncharacterized. The record is from RefSeq and is a predicted model, not a curated record. NCBI's taxonomy places the organism in Eukaryota, Viridiplantae, Streptophyta, Magnoliopsida, Asterales, Asteraceae. The coding region runs from base 1 to 819 and encodes 272 amino acids. The transcript is spliced from 2 exons.